This is a messenger RNA of Acanthosepion pharaonis, 612 nucleotides long. The record is from the annotation of a GenBank genome assembly. Lineage: Eukaryota; Metazoa; Mollusca; Cephalopoda; Sepiida; Sepiidae.
AUGCGCGCCGGCGCCUUCUCAGUUGAAGAAUCAAGAUCUAAUAAACAUUUCAAAGGCAGUACCGUUGUAAUAUUCUGCCGUUAUGGGAUGUGUCGGCAUUCAUCAAUCUUUCAUCCUUUCACAAAUUCUAUUUGUCUUUCUUUCUGCCUUAGACCUUAUCUUGUGCCCCCAGAGUCGCAACAGCUUCUUACACUUUUUCACUCUUCACUCGAAAAGGACAAAAAUAGGCACAGACUUAUUUCUUCCCGAAUUAGUUUUACAUCAGCAAUUUUCUUUCUUUCUUUCUUUCUUUCUUUCUUUCUUUCUUUCUUUCUUCUAGCUGUUUAUCUGUAUCGUUCUCUUCCCUUGGUUUCCUUUCUCGUUUCUCUCCUGUCUUUUUCUCUCCUGUUUUCUCGUUUCUCUUCUGUCUUUUUCUCUCCUGUUUUCUCUCUUUCUUAUCUCUCUUUCCAUCCUCCCUCUUUUUUCUUUUUUCUCUCUCUCUCUCUCUCUUCUUUAGAUAAUGGUUUUUACUCACGGCCAAAACAUUUUAUUAACUCUUAUCUAUCUAUCUAUCUAUCUAUCUAUCUAUCUAUCUAUCUAUCUAUCUAUCUAUCUAUUAUUAAUGGGUGGUGA